ACCAAGCCGAAUCCAGCACUAAUCUGGUAAUUUCACCCCACUUCGCCUUCCCAAACGGGCAAAACCGCGCCUUUCCAAAAACAGAAGAUAAAAACCGUCACUCUUGAGCGGAAAGCAAUGAAACUCCGCCUCUCUCACUUCCAUCACUAAACCCGAGAACUCACGUUCGGGUCCGGAAAACCCGAACCGAUGGCUUUGCGGAGCGGCUUUCCGCUGCUGUUCCAGCAGUACAAGGCGCUGCUGAGGAAGAACCUCCUGAUCUCGUGGCGGAGCAAAAGAGCCUCCUUUAUCCAGCUCUUCGCCUCCUUCUUCUUCAUCGUCCUCAUCUUCUUCAUCCAGGAGGGCCUCGAGGCUCGCAACAAGAAAUCCGCCGACUUCCGGAGCGUCAGGGACCCCAAGCCUCUGGUUUCGCCGCCGAUUCCGCCGUGCGAGCGCAAGUACUCUGUUGAAAAGCCGUGUUUCGAUUUCGUGUGGAGCGGAAAUGGGAGCGCGAGGAUUAGUAGUAUUGUCAGUGGGAUUAUGGCGAAUAAUCCGGGCCGGCCGAUUAGGCCGUCGAAGGUCAAAUCGUUUGGAACGAAAGAGGAUGUAAAUACAUGGCUAUUUAAUAAUCCUCUGCAUUGCUCAGGAGCCUUGCAUUUUGUGGAGAGAAACGCCACUGUGAUCAGCUAUGGCAUACAGACCAAUUCUACUCCUGUUAAAGCCCGGGGGCGAUAUGAAGAUUCGACAUUCAAGUUUCAAAUACCGCUUCAGAUUGCUGCUGAGCGUGAAAUCGCUAGGUCUCUGAUUGGAGUUCCAAAUUUUAGCUGGGAUGUUUCACUCAAGGAAUUCGCACACCCUAACCGGGAGGUUUCCAUUGAUUUGGCUCAACUAUUACCACCCUUCUUUUUUGCUGCUGCCAUGUUCAGUUUUGUGUUUCAAAUGUCCUCUUUGAUCACAGAGAAAGAACUAAAGCUUCGGCAGGUGAUGACAAUGAUGGGCCUUUAUGAUACUGCAUAUUGGUUCUCAUGGUUCACAUGGGACGGAAUUAUGGUACUAUUGUCAUCACUUUUCACAGUUCUCUUCGGAAUGCUGUUUCGAUUUGAUUUUUUCCUAAAGAACAGUUUUGCAGUCGUAUUCCUUGUCUUCUUCCUUUUCCAACUCAAUAUGAUUGGUUUUUCCUUUCUGCUGUCAACCUUCCUAAGGAACUCAUCUUCAUCCACAACUGUCGGUUUUGCGGUGUUUAUUGUCGGCUCUAUAACCCAGAUUGUUACAGCGUUUGGUUUUCCCUAUGAUUCAACAGACUUCAAGAUGAAAUAUCGAAUACUCUGGUCAUUUUUCCCACCUAAUCUUCUUGCCAGAGCUAUAGUAUUACUUGCUCAAGUAACAGCCAAUCCACAAGAUAUUGGGAUUAGCUGGAGUAGAAGGGCCAAAUGCCCGGCAAAUGACUAUAGUGAUUGUCUUAUGACAAUUAAUGGCAUUUAUAAAUGGCUGGUGUCGACAUUCUUCCUCUGGUUUAUAUUGGCUAUCUACUUCGAUAAUAUCAUUCCGAAUGUAUCUGGUGUGAGAAAAUCAGUGUUCUACUUUCUAAAUCCCGGAUACUGGACAGGGAAAGGUGGAAACAAAUUGAAAGAGGGUGGCAUAUGUAGUUGCAUCGGUUCAGCUCCACCAAAGGAGCAUCUUACUCCAGACGAUGAAGAUGUCCUUGAAGAGGAGAACCUUGUCAAACAACAAACUAAGGAAGGCACAGUUGAUCCGAACAUUGCAGUUCAGAUACGAGGUCUUGUAAAGACAUAUCCCGGUACCUUCAGUAUUGGCUGUUGCAAGUACAGGAGAACUAAGCCUCACCAUGCUGUCAAGGUAAUCGUAUCUGCCCCUUGGUUAUCCUCCCUUGUUUUUUACCAAGUUAUGUCUUAUGAAUUCUGUUGAUGCACAAAAUCCGGAGGAUCUUGGACCAACGUAAAUCCGGCCGUGAAUCACACAAACGCACAA
Molecule: messenger RNA, 1968 nt
Organism: Malus domestica (apple)
Lineage: Eukaryota; Viridiplantae; Streptophyta; Magnoliopsida; Rosales; Rosaceae
Source: RefSeq, a predicted model, not a curated record